Carya illinoinensis is the source of this 1576-nucleotide messenger RNA. Its product is annotated as probable cinnamyl alcohol dehydrogenase 1. NCBI's taxonomy places the organism in Eukaryota, Viridiplantae, Streptophyta, Magnoliopsida, Fagales, Juglandaceae. The record is from RefSeq and is a predicted model, not a curated record. The transcript has 7 exons. Bases 318 to 1379 code for a protein of 353 amino acids. Gene Ontology annotation, molecular function: oxidoreductase activity, acting on the CH-OH group of donors, NAD or NADP as acceptor; zinc ion binding.
GAAGAGAGCCAAUCACAUGCAGGAGGAAAUAUUCCAAAGUCUUUUGAACGAUGAGCUCAGAGCGUAUGUCACAUCUAUGGCCUGGCAAUUCACCAAAUCCCUCUAGUUUUCAUGGAAAAAUUUCUCAAAAAGUCGAUUGAGGUCAUUGCAUACGUGGAGUAGGCAGUACUUGAAUCAAAAUAUCUGGUACCAUGAAUAGGAGAUAGAGGAGUUGAUUAGCAAUUAUUAUAAGCACCUAAGAUUUUACAGAAAACAGAUCACAGAAUUUGUCUCGUCUGUCUGUCACACUUUGUAUUCGAUCUUUGAGACAACGUACAAUGUGUUCUUCACAUGCAAAUGAAAACUGUCUUGGAUGGGCGGCAAGAGAUGAGUCUGGAGUUCUCUCACCUUACAAAUUCAGCCGUAGGGCUGUUGGAGAAGAUGAUGUUUCUAUAAAGAUCACGCACUGUGGAGUUUGUUAUGGCGACGUAGUUUGGACGAGGAACAAACAUGGAGACUCCAUGUUUCCUGUGGUGCCUGGACACGAGAUUGCUGGAAUUGUGAAGGAGAUUGGUUCCAAUGUCCGCGGUUUCAAAGUUGGGGAUCAUGUUGGGGUGGGAACUUAUGUUAACUCUUGCAGGGAUUGCCGUUUUUGUAAUGAUGCGCUAGAAGUUUAUUGUGAAAAGGGAAUUGUUUACACUUUUAACGGCAUCGAUACUGAUGGUACAAUUACCAAAGGUGGAUACUCAGACUACAUUGUUGUCCAUGAAAGAUACUGCUAUAAGAUUCCAGACACCUAUCCACUUGCUUCAGCAGCACCUCUGCUUUGUGCUGGAAUUACAGUUUAUUCUCCCAUGAUGAGGUACAAGAUGAAUCAACCUGGUAAAUCUCUAGGAGUGGUUGGCCUCGGUGGUCUGGUGGCUGUCAAGUUUGGCAAGGCUUUUGGGUUGAGCGUUACAGUUUUCAGCACAAGCAUAUCUAAGAGAGAGGAGGCCCUAAAUCUUCUUAAUGCGGACAAGUUUGUGAUUUCAUCUGAUCAACAGGAGAUGGCAGCUCUAGUUGGGACAUUAGACUUUAUAAUAGAUGCAGCAUCUGGGGAUCACCCAUUUGAUCCAUACAUGUCACUCUUAAAGACUGCUGGUGUUCUGGUCCUUGUGGGUUUCCCCACUGAAGUCAAAGUCAACCCUGCUAGCCUUCUGCUAGGAAUGAAAACCAUUACUGGUAGUGGAGUUGGAGGCACGAAAGAUACACAAGAAAUGAUCAACUUCUGUGCUGCUCACAAGAUUUAUCCCCAGAUAGAAGUAAUUCCGAUUCAGUAUGCAUAUGAAGCUCUUGAUAGGAUGAUCAAGAGUGAUGUCAAGUACCGGUUCGUGAUUGAUAUUGAAAACUCCCUGAAAUGAGACCUGCAUGUAGCAGAAAAAUGAGGGAUUUCUUUUAUGCAUGAAUCAAAUAGUGUUUCCAAUAAAUCUGGAAAGGUUGUAUCUGCUUUUCUCUAUUUGGGACGUAGUAACUAGCAUGAGAUUUCUGAUGGUUUUGCAGUGUUCUUAUGCUUGUAGUUUAUGGUGCUUUAUUUAUUGGCUUCUUGGAGAUUAAGACU